AUGGUGACGGCGCAGACCAAAAGGCGAAAUGACGCCUGCAGCCUCCGCAGGAAGGCACUGAAGAAGCUGGAUCCGCUGGUCUCCCCCUGGACAGUAAGGGCUGUGGAGUUCCUCGGUUACCUGCACGGCAAGGAGGUGUCUGGCCUGGUGCGGGAAGUGAUGAUGCCGCAGCUCCUCGUAGUGCUUGAGCUGCCCCAGCUUGUGGCCCAGAUGCACCAUCUGGGCCUGGCCAAGCAGGUCACCCCCAGUUGGUUCUGCCUGAUGCUCAAGCGCUGCCUGGCUCACGCCCACUUGCAGAACCAGCCCAAGCUGCAGCCUCCAGGUCAUCCACUCGUGACUUCUGCAGUGCCGCAGCAACUCCAUAUCUUCCCUUUGUAUCAACCUGUGUCACCUGCCUUGGACUACUUCUACCCGCAGCUUCAGCUGGGAGUGACAGAGCCUGUGCUAGUCACCCAAAUCUCUGACCCACACCAUGUAUAUUGCCAACUGCAGAGCCUGUCCCAGGAGAUCCAUCGCCUUUCUGAUACCCUGUACCAGCUUUAUGAUGGGGCCACUUGGGAGCAGGAUUUUCUACCCAAACUGGGUUCACCCUGUGCUGCUCGUGGCAUUGGUGGCCAGUGGUACCGAGCGCUCCUGCUGGAGGUUGUUGCUGGGGGGCAGGACCAACAAGUGGCCCAGGUGAUUUUUGUGGACUAUGGCAGGGAAGAGUUUGUCCCAGCCACUGACUUGCGCCGUUUGCCCGCUGAAUGUUUUCGCAUGCCAGUGGUGACUUACCCGUGUGCCCUUCAAGGUAUCUCCCAUGGGGGUCAUUGCUGGUCCCCAUCCCAGAUCAACGAGCUGAAAGUGUUGUUGUUAGGCAAGGGAGUGAAUGCUCACAUUGAAGCUUUUAACUCCUUUGAACAUCUCUAUUAUGUGAGCCUGUAUGGUGAAGAUGGCAUGAACCUGAACUGUCUCUUUGGAGUGCAGGCUCGCUGCAUGGCUAGCAGCCUUAUGCAGGUUAGGCAAACUAAAGCUCAGGUGCGGCUGGAAGUAGAAGAACACACAGCUGAAGAGCAGGGAUCACCACCGGGAGCACCUCCUGUUGCUUUAAUGCAAAGACAUUUGGCCUCUGCUCCUGUAGUUGGUGUACGUCUGAAGUGGGGCGCGUUCUAUGAUGCGCAGAUCUCCCAUCUCCGAGAUCCGUCUGAGUUCUGGCUGCAGCUCCAGGAGCAUCACCAGCUCCUCAGCCAGCUUAUGCAGAGUAUGUGGAAUUUUUACUCCCAAACCACGAACCUGGUUGAUGAUACAGAGCACCUGCAGCCUGGAUCCCUUUGUGCCAGCAGGAAAGACAAUGCCUUUCAUCGAGCCGUAAUCACCAGGAUACUGGACAGUGCUGUAGAAAUAUAUCUGAUGGACAGAGGUGCUGUGGAAACUGUAGACUGGUGUGAGGUAAAAGAGCUGCUCCCUCAGUUCCAGGAACCACCUGCGUUAGCUCUGAAGUGUUGUUUGGCAGGUACCUCCCCAGUGAGGGGAAGCUGGAGCGAAGAGUCUGUGUCUGCCUUUAGAAAGAUUGUGCUGAACAAGGAAUUGAGGAUUCGUGUUUUGGGCACACAGGGGGACAAAUACGUGGUUGAAAUUCUUGACCAAUCUCAAUUAGGAGAGAAAAGUGUAAGUAAAAUCAUGACCAAGGGAGGAUAUGCUAAAUACGAGAGCUCUGAAAUAGGUGAGACGCUACAAAAAUCACCUGAUCAGGCUGCAAGGCAUGGUUCACCUGCAGGAUGUGCUGGGGAGGAAAACCAAAUAAAUAUAGCGGAGAGACUUGGAGGAGAAUCUGAUCCAAAAAGAAAUGAUAGAGCAUUAAAUCCUUGUAUGACUCAGACGGUCAAAGAUGGUCCUGUUGCCGUUCACAGUUCAAAAAUGAGUAAAUCUGUGCCUGCUGAGAAAAAGUGGGAGGGUACGCAAAACUUGCCCUCUUCUCUUGCACAGAAUUAUCUGGAAAUGACACCAGGUUCUUAUGGAGGUCAAUUAGAGGUUGGAAGUACAGUUAAUGUAGUUGUAUCAUAUGUGGAAAGUCCUGGUUAUUUUUGGUGUCAACUAAGUAGAAAUUGUCAUGACCUUAAGGUACUAACGGCUGAAAUUCAGCAGUAUUGUAAGAAUUCAUCUCAACCACACACCUGGUCAAAUCCUGUAUGUUUAGCCCAGUACUCAGAGGACGAAAAAUGGUACAGGGCUCUAAUUGUUGGUGAAGUUACUUCUACAGAACAAGUAGAAGUAAUAUAUGUUGACUAUGGCAACAGAGAGUUGGUCUCUAGAACAAAUCUCCGUUCAACUAAUGAAAACUUUCUUAACCUAAAGGCUCAGGCUUUCAGGUGCAGCCUUUACAACUUAAUCCAACCAAACGGUCAGGAUCCUUUUGUUUGGGAUGAAAAAGCAGUUCUGGCAUUUCAGGAGUUUAUCGAUGCCUCAUCAUGUCAGUUGGAACUGAAGUGCACGAUAUUUGCCUUGGCUUCGAUAAACAAUAAAGAACUAUUUAACAUUGUGGACUUAAUGACACCUUUUCAGAGUGCUUGUCAGUUUCUGAUAGAAAGAGGUUUGGCUAGACCCUUAUCACCUCAAAAACCUCUGGCAUCCUCUGUUCAGCUUCAUUCUUACUAUUAUUCGAUGCACGAUAUCAAAAUUGGGAGCGAGGAAGACGUUUAUAUUACGCAUGUUGAUGAUCCAUGGAAAUUUUACUGCCAGCUUGCAAGAUGUGCAGAUGUCUUGGCACAGCUUACAGAAAACAUUGGUCAUCUAAGUAAAAUAGUGACCAGUUUAAAAGCCUCGCAGAAUUCUGGGAGUUUGUGUCUUGCAAGGUAUACUGACAAUCACUGGUACAGGGGAGUGGUUACAAAAACAAAACCUAAUAAGGAAAUCUUCUUUGUGGAUUUUGGGAACACAGAGAUGGUAAAGAAAGAAGAUCUGCUUCCUAUACCCAGUGGUGCUUAUGACGUCUUGCUGUUGCCAAUGCAGGCCAUAAAAUGUUCUUUAUCCGAUAUAUCUGCUGUUCCAAAAGAUGCUACAAUGUGGUUUAAGCAAGCUGUCCUAGAAAGGCGAUUAAAGGCAAUAGUGGUGGCAAAGGAAUCUGAUGGUAAACUGUUGAUUGAGUUGUUUGAUGGUAAUACUCAAAUUAAUGCAAAAUUGAAGGAAGGGUUAAGAUUAACAAACAGUGCAGAGCAGUGUAGGCAUAUAGAAAAUGAAACUUUAAGCCCUAGAAAUACAGAUGUGAAAGAGAAAGAUGAGACUGCAGAAUUUCUGUCUUUGUACGCAGGAAAGCUUCUUGAAAGAAAAAAAUGGAGCCCUGAAGCCCAAGGUGGAGAGGGGAGUAGCAAAAUGCACUUAAAACAGAAAGAUAUAAACCUCUUCCAGACUGCUACAAAGAGAGAACUGGCAGCUGAAUUACUGGACUCUGAAAAGUAUAGCAAUACUAAAGAUGCUUUGUUAUUUAAUAAAGUGGAGGAUAGAGACUGCUUUUCCUCUGUCAAGAAAGAUAAGCCAUCAUAUGUUAAAUCUGAUAGUGAAAGCCAGCGUAUGCCAUUUAAACACAUAUCUGAUCUACCUCAGAAGAACAUAGUGCCAGCUCUCAAAGUGUUAGUGUAUGUUUCUCAUGUUAACGAUCCUUCAGAUUUUUAUGUUCAACUGGUAAGCGAUGAGUCUCAACUCAACAGUAUUUCGGAAAGCUUAAACAGUAAGACAAGAGUGGAGAACCCUUGUGGACAACUCUUGCAAGCAGGAGACUUAAUCAGUGCUGUUUAUUCAGAAGACAGCUUAUGGUAUAGAGCUGUAGUAAAAGAGAAGACUUCUGAUAAUUUGAUUAGUGUACAUUAUAUUGAUUAUGGUAAUACUUCAGUGAUUAACGUUGAUCAAGUAUGUAGACUCCCUGAAGACUCAUCGUCUAUUCCAGCAAUAAGUAUUCACUGCUUACUAGGUGGACUUAAAUGUAAAAAAACUAAAGAUUGGGCAGAAAAAACAAUGCUUUACUUCUCCCAGAGAACAAGUGACGUUCAGAUAACGUGUGAGUUUGUAGAGAAAAUUGAGGAUCAGUGGGAAGUUAUUCUCAGUGAUGAUCAAGGUGUAAUAACAGUGGAUUUAGUUAAUGAAAAUCUUGCAAGUAGGGGAAGCUCUCAUUCAACAGAAGUACUUGACAAAAUAGAAAACAAUGCUGAAGCGGUGAAUGUGUGUGAGCCUUUGCCUCCUAAUGAACGAAACGAAAUUUCCAACGUAAGUGAUUCUACAUCAUUUCUCUGGAAGAUACCGGAGGCAGGUCAAACUGUAAAAAUUUAUGUUACAGUAGUGAAAGGUCCAGAAUAUUUUUGGAGUCAGGGUGCUAAUACAGAAAACAUAAAAUACAUAGAGGAAAAAAUAAAGGAAGCUGAAAAUCUUGGACUAAGCUCCACGAAUGAUUGCAGAUCUCUUAUUAAAACUGGUGAUAUUUGUAUAGCAAAAUACAGUGAAGAUGGGAAGUUCUACAGAGUGAAAGUCAGCGACAUGAAAGGUGACAAUUUAGUUGUUAGAUAUGUGGAUUAUGGAACUGAGGAAACUGUUAGCAUGGAGAUGGUCAGGCAAAUUCCAAGUGAAUUGCUCAGAAUACCUAAUCAAGCAUUUCCUUGCUGUCUGUCAGGAUUUAAUUCCUCAGAGGGCUCAUGGCUUAGCGAAGCAGAAGAUAAGUUCUACGAUAUGACUGUAGAACUCUUAUUAGAAGCUAAAGUAAUGGAAACUCGGGAAGAUGAAGGUUCUGAAGUUCCUCUGUCUGUUGUCAAGCUGGAAACUUGUGGGAAGAGUAUUAAUGAAGAGAUGAAAUGUUUUUGGAAGGUCAAUACAGGAACUGGUUUCCCAUCUUUCUCAAACCUGGAGAACCCGUUAAAGGAGAACAUGGGCUCAAGUAAUAACUCGGAUCUUUGUCUUGAAAAAGAAACUGUUGCUACUUCUAGAGUACUUCAGGAAGAAGAUAAAAGUGCUGUGCAGGGUGCAUUACUUUGUUCUGAAUGUCUCUUGGAUGCAACUUCUGUGCGUUCAAAUAACGUAGAAGCAAACGUUUCAGUGGAAGCUGUUGAAGAACAUAUGUCUGUGAAAGCUGACGAUGAGUGUAAAACAGCUGAACAUCAAAACAACUUUGAUAAAGACACCCCUCUAUCUGAAAAAGAGAGUGAUAAUGAAGUAUCACUAGAACCAACGCAAUGCUGUUCUUUGUGUGUUUUGGGGAGUGACAUGAAAGCUGCAGAACAAGAGUUACCUGAAGUACCACUUGUAGAAGAUGAUGAACUGAAAGCAGAUCUGAUUGGCAUUGCUUCAGCAGUGAAUCUUCUCCUGGAAAAUAAACAAGAAGAAUUGCUAGGAUGGCCAUUGUUCCAGGUACAGCCUUCUUUGGGGGAUGAAACGGCGUCGUUACUGGAAUUGGAACAAUUACAAAUGCACUCUUCGUAUGAUGAUCUAAAAGAGUUCAUAUUGGAGCUAGAGUCGCUUUCAGUGCAGUGCUCCGUUGGUGAAAAAACAAAGGAGGCUUUAGAGCUAGAAUCACUUGAAACGCAGACAACUUCAGGCAGCGAAGCACAAGAGAAAAUGUUGGAACUGGUAUCACUUGAAGUGCCACUCUUGAAUGAUGAGACAGGGGAGGUGAUAGCUAUGAAAUCUUUUGAAAUAUCACUACCACUUUCUGAGAGAGAGAACUUGAUGUCUUCAGUUAGUGAUGGAGAGAAGACCUUGGAGUUAUUUCCAUCUGAUGUACAACUUUCUUUGGGAGAUAAGAAACAGGCUCUGGAAUUGGAUUUGCCUGGGGUUCAUGAAGCAGAAGCUAUGCAAAGUGAUUGGAUGGAAGUAGAUCCUACCCUGAUGUUGUCUUCAUUUGGUGGUGGAGCUGAGAAACAAAUGGAACUAGAGACCCAUGACAUACAGUCAGUGCUAGGUGCUGAAAUUAAACAGCUUCUAGAGUUGGUGCUGCCUGAUGUGCAGCCUCCUCAGGAGGACAGAGAUGAGGACUUGUUAGGGCUGGAACACACAGCGUUGCAAACUUCGGCAAAUAGCAGAAGUCUCUUUUCGUGCCUUAAGACAGACUUGGCGAAUCAGAGGCCUGUUUGCACUGUAAAAUUAUGUGACUGCAACAUUGAGAAAUGUGAAGAAUGGCAAAAAAAGCAAGAUGACCAUUCUGUGGAAGAAUGGAUGAAACAAGACUUGGUUGACUCAUUUAAAGAAUGUGGAAGUCAACUUCUAAAUGAGCAGUCUUUAGACUGUAAGCCUGUGGGUGAAGAAAUAGAAAAAAAGCAAAAUGAAAACUUGGCUGACUGCUGUGCAGAGCACAGUGAAUAUACUUGUAAUCUAAAGGGCUUUGCGAUCGGUUCCAAAUGCAUGGUGUGGACAUCUCUGAAGUGGUGUGAGGCUCGCAUUCUGGAGGUAUCUGAAAAAGGUACCAGGGUUUUGAAUCUGUCCAGUGGCAGUGAGGAGACUGUGGAUCCUGAGAAUGUGUGGAAUGGUAUUCCUGACUGGGCUUGCAGAUCAUCUGAGGCAGUUGCCCAUGCAACAGAUAACUUGGAGUCCUUACGAGAGGAGUCAGUGCUUCAAGGUAAGACUACUUUCGGUCUACCAAAGGGUUUGUGUACUCUAUCUUUGGAUGCUUUCUAAUUUUCCAGUAUAUAUUCUAGGAAACUCAUUUGAAAUGCCUUUGCUGUAUUUUAUUUAAUCUAAUACUGUGUCUGUAAUUCUUUUAGUGACUUUAGUUCGUAUACUGUCACAGCUUAACAGUGAUUAUAGGCAAUGAAAACUACUACUGUGUCUUGAGUAGAAAUUGGUUUAACAUGUAUUUGUUCAGCCUAGUGGAUUGAGCCCUGUGGACAAGCUGGGGAGGUAUGCUCAGAGUAUAGGUUCUUGUAGGGCUUUGGGCAUGGGCUACCACCAUGCUUCCCCCCCUCCACACGCAUUUCUGAGGCAGGAUGACUGACUGCUGGACAGAAAUGUUAAAGAUUGCAGUUUUGGACUCGAAUGCCCAAAUCCUUUAGUGGGUCCUGGUCUCUGACUCUAAAACUGAAGUAACACCAUCUUAAUUGUUGCAAAGAUAGUUUGUGAAUAGCGCAUGUAAAUCUUCAAUGCUACUUGGAACUUUGGAAUGUUACUGAAGAACCCAAGUAUCUAUUUUGUGUACCAGAGAAGUCAGUAGAGGCUUUUUUUGGUUGCGCGCUAUUCAUAUAACGCGUAGAACCACAGAGUAGUUGAAGUUGGAAGGGAUCAUUUGUCUAACCCGCCACCCCAAGCAGGGUCAGCUACACCAGGUUGCUCAGAGCCAUGUCCAGUCAGGUUUUGAAUAUCUCCAAGGCUGGAGACUCCACAACCUCUCUGGGCAACUUGUUCCUGUAUUUGACCAGUGUUUGCCUGAAGGAGACUAAAUUAACCUUAUGUAAUUAUGUACUUACCUUAUGUAAGUACCACUUGCAUUUUCAGUGACUGAAUUGGUAACUGUAUUUACAUACAGCUGUGUUAAGAGCUGUCUGGUUUAUAGCUGUCUGUUUCCGUUUCAAACGUAUGUUUUGUGGGUUCUAUACCACUUCCAUACUUUUUCUUCUUGAUGCUGACUACUGUUGUCUAAAACCGACCUCUGUAUGCUCUUACAUAUUCCAUGUAUUUUUUUUACCUUAUGCACCCUCUCAGCAAGUUUUUCCUACUAAAUUUAAGCCAAAGUCACGUACCCAUAAUGCACAGAAUUGAAUUUUGCUGAACACCUGGCCCAUUGACUGUAAAGACAGUUUAAACAUAACAUAUUCAGUCCACAGAAUGCAAAAAAAACUCCUGCAAUGGCUCAUGUUAAGCCUGCUGAGGGAUGGAAUGGCUUAACUCGGAACUGGUGUCUGGGAACAGUGCUCACUUAAUCUGCUUGGGCAUUUGAUUAUUUAAACUGUCUUGGAAUAGUUUUUCAUUAUACAAUAACUUUUCAGAAAGGUAGUCUUUAUACGUAGGUAAGUCUGAAGGUUUGUAGAGCUAUGUUUUUUAGAUAUUAAUGCAUUUGCAUAAGCUUCUAGAAAUGUGUAAUCUUUUUUAUUCCUUCUAGAAAAGCAAACUGGCUGCAGUUCAGAUUUAGCUGAAGAUCCUUGUGUCCUCCAGCAUUCCUGAAACUGGGUGACAUUACUUGUCCACCACGAUGCUGAACAAGUACCCAUGUACACAAACAUUCCUCUGAAAAUGUACUUUUGAGAGAACAAGACUAUAAGCAAAUAGCAACAUUCUGAAUGUUUCUCUUAUGUAAUUGAACAAAUGCCUGUCACUACCAUACUUCUCUGUCAAAGCACAGUGCUUGUUGGUAGACCGUUUUGUUGUCAGCUUGGCAUCUUAACAAAGCUGUCCUCUCUUUACUUAACUAAGAAUAUGCAGCCUUUGACUGGCUUUUCUUACUGAAUGUUUGUGUGCAUGAACUUGUAUUGAGCUGUUAGUGGGCUUUCCUUGAACAAAGGUUUCUUGUGAGCUACUGUAUAGGCUACUGUGUUGCACAAUACUGCUUUCUGAUGUUCACUUUCUGAAAAGUUGUUGUGGUAAGAUAGUUUUGUUUUUUUUUUUAAAGCUGAGGGUAUUUUGGGUUUUUUGUCUCUUGGAAGAGACAAAAUCUAGUUUUGGUUUGAAAAAUAGUAUUUUGGUUUGAAGUCCAAAAUAGUUAUUUUGGUUUGGUGCUCCCACUAAGCAAUGGAAGAAGCUAGAAUAAAGCUUGUGCUGG
Struthio camelus australis is the source of this 8704-nucleotide messenger RNA. The record is from RefSeq and is a predicted model, not a curated record. NCBI's taxonomy places the organism in Eukaryota, Metazoa, Chordata, Aves, Struthioniformes, Struthionidae.